AAAAUACAUAAUUUUGUAAGUGCUUCUGAUUUAAUAAAUCUUGAAUGAAAAGCAUUUAAAAAUGCCUCCAAAAAGAAAAGGCGGGACAUCUAAAGCUCCAGCUUCCAAAAAAGCCAAGACAGCCGAGGAGGCAACAAAAUUAAACAAUAAUCAACCGGUUUUAUACAUCGAAUGCUGUCGAUCCUGAUCGGUGUUUAAAAGGCGGGCAGAAGCAUUGCACCGCGAUAUAACUAGUUUAUUGAUGCCACUCAAAUCUGAUUUAGAAUUACAGCUGGCCAUAAACGCUGAUGGACCGCCGCGUCGUGGCUCAUUUGAAGUUUCAAUAGCUAAUGUACCAUCCAGUGAUGUUGAGGAACGUUCUUUAAUAUGGACUGGCUUGAAGAAUACACCAAGAGCAGCAAAAUUUCCGUCACCAGCAAAUAUUGUCCAAGAUCUUAAGGAAUUUUUGAAAUUAGAGGAAGCCGAUGAAUUGAAAGAUGAGUCUCUUGCGUCUUUAAACAGUAAAGACGUUGCUGAGAAUGAGGAAAAACCUGUUGAGGCUACUUCCACCAAAAAGGCCAAACGCGGUAGACCUAAGAAGUAACUUUGUCUAAUAAGUAUUUUCGUUUGUUAAUCUUUACAUUUUAUAACUUUUAUGACUUUAGUAGUGGUAAAACCUGUAAAUGGGAGCUCUACUAAACGAAGCUUUUUUUAGUUGAAUGUUGAGAGAAAUGGACAUACAAAACUUAUAGGACAUGUUUAUUAAUUAAAAUAUGUUUAUAUACUGUUUAUUAAAACAAAA
Molecule: messenger RNA, 781 nt
Organism: Calliphora vicina (urban bluebottle blowfly)
Lineage: Eukaryota; Metazoa; Arthropoda; Insecta; Diptera; Calliphoridae
Product: selenoprotein BthD-like
Exons: 2
Cellular component (GO): Golgi apparatus
Source: RefSeq, a predicted model, not a curated record